CAAAUUGCCCAUCAUUAACCAUUUAAUUUUUGUUUUUUGUUUUCUUAAAGGAAAAAACAAACAAACAAACCCUAGCAAAGACGGCAAUGGAUUUCACCUCCGUCGUCGCCAAGAAAGACACCAGCAGUGGCACAGCGCUUCUCCUAGGACGUUACGAGGUCGGAAAGUUACUCGGACACGGCACUUUCGCCAAAGUUUACUACGCGCGAAACGUCAAAACCGAUGAGAGUGUGGCCAUCAAAGUGUUGAACAAGGAGAAAAUCCUCAAAUGUGGCUUAAUGGCUCAAAUUAAGCGCGAAAUCGCUAUCCUCCGCCGUGUCCGCCACCCAAACAUCGUACAACUCUUCGAAGUCAUGGCCACCAAGACUAAGAUCUACUUCGUAAUGGAAUACGUCCACGGUGGUCAGCUCUUCCAGAAAGUCGCCAAAGGCCGAUUAAAAGAAGACGCCGCCAGGAAAUACUUCCAGCAAUUGAUCUCAGCUGUUGAAUUCUGCCACGCACGCGGCGUUUACCACCGCGACUUGAAGCCCGAGAAUUUACUCCUCGACGAAAACGGGAAUUUGAAAAUCUCUGAUUUCGGGUUAAGCACGGUUUCGGAUCAGAUCAGGCAAGACGGUUUGUUCCAUACUUUUUGCGGGACCCCUGCAUAUGUAGCACCGGAAGUUCUGGGGAGGAAAGGAUACGAUGCGGCGAAAGUAGAUAUAUGGUCUUGCGGGGUGAUUUUGUUUGUUCUAAUGGCAGGGUAUUUACCUUUUCAUGACCAUAACAUUAUGGCCAUGUAUAAGAAGAUUUGCAAGGGUGAGUUCAGGUGUCCCAAAUGGUUUUCACCCGAUUUAAUUCGGUUACUUACAAAGCUUCUCGAUACGCACCCGAAAAAGAGAAUAACGAUAUCGGAAAUCAUGGAGAACCGUUGGUUUAAAAAGGGUUUUAAGCAUAUUAAAUUUUACAUUGAAGACAAUAAAUAUUGUAGUAUUGAGGACGGUGACCACGACGUAGGAUCAAGCUCGGACCAUUCAACAUACUCAGAGUCGGGUGCUGAGUUCGAAACUAGGAAGAAAGUCGCUUCACUGCCGAGGCCAGCUAGUUUGAAUGCGUUUGAUAUUAUAUCGUUUUCGCCGGGGUUUAACUUAUCUGGAUUAUUUGAGGAAGGGGAGGAAGGGUCAAGAUUUGUGUCUGGGGCACCAGUUUCGAGAAUUAUAUCAAAAUUGGAAGAGAUAGCGAAGCUGGUUAGUUUUACAGUGAGGAAAAAGGAUUGUAGAGUUAACUUGGAGGGUUCUAGAGAAGGCGCAAAGGGGCCAUUAGCGGUUGCUACUGAGAUUUUCGAGUUGACGCCUUCUUUGGUUGUUGUGGAAGUGAAGAAGAAAGGAGGGGACAGAGGAGAGUAUGAGGAGUUUUGCAACAAAGAACUGAAACCUGGGAUAGAGAAUUUGACACGGGAGCAAUCACCGGAACCGGAACCGGCACCCGCACCUGCUGAUGCCGAUAAAUCUUAUGCCAUUUCAGAUACGGAAGAGAAUUGAAAGAGAGGAUGAAGGGAGAAGGGCAAUCUUUUUCUUCUCUUUCAACUCUUGGGAUCCUGUAUCAUGAAAAAAGGUAUCUUUCGUUAUGCUACAUGUGUGGAGCUUGAGAUGACAGAUGCAUUUGUAUGAUCUAUUCGUGCUUUGAGAAUGGCAGAUUAGAUCGCAGAGAGUUGAAUACAAAGUUCUACUGAUCCGGAUCCCAGCAAUUGCACUUUUGUAGUUUUAAUUAAUUAGCGUGACGAGAGAUUAUUAUAUAGACCCUACUCACUAUAUUAUAUA
Molecule: messenger RNA, 1799 nt
Organism: Hibiscus syriacus
Lineage: Eukaryota; Viridiplantae; Streptophyta; Magnoliopsida; Malvales; Malvaceae
Product: CBL-interacting serine/threonine-protein kinase 12-like
Exons: 1
Coding region: 87-1520 (477 amino acids)
Biological process (GO): protein phosphorylation; signal transduction
Molecular function (GO): protein kinase activity; ATP binding
Source: RefSeq, a predicted model, not a curated record